Pichia kudriavzevii is the source of this 1047-nucleotide messenger RNA. RefSeq lists its product as uncharacterized. The transcript has a single exon. Lineage: Eukaryota; Fungi; Ascomycota; Pichiomycetes; Pichiales; Pichiaceae. The record is from RefSeq and is a predicted model, not a curated record. Gene Ontology annotation, biological process: mitochondrial citrate transmembrane transport. Bases 1 to 1047 code for a protein of 348 amino acids.
AUGGAUCCAUUACCAGUGGCAAACGACCCGACGCCAUUGUCGACGGCGAUAUUUGGUGCUUCCAUAGCGGGAGUUGUCCAAACGGUGAGUACAUAUCCCUUGGAAUAUUUUAAAACCAUCAAACAAAUUGAGAACAAAUCGGUCUUAAUACGUGAGGGUAUUGUUCCACAUGACUCCAUCCGUCCGUUGUUUAAAGGGUGUCUGCCCUUGAGUAUUGGAAUGGCAACUAAGGGAGCCACGAGGAUGUUUCUAUUUAAUUCGUUCAACCGGUUCAUGUCUGAAAACAAGGGUGUCAAUAGUGCACCGCAGGUUGUUGUUGCUGCACUAAUGACGGGUAUGAUUGAAAGUAUUGUGUCGAUACCGUUUGAGAACAUCAAGGUGCGUAUGAUUGAGAACAGCAUGGUUGCCAAUGGAUAUAAAACCAUCCUGGAUGAGGAGGAGAAGGUCAUGAAGACAGAGGGUACGGACAAAGGUGUCAAGGGCCCCCAGACUGUCAAGGGCGUCAGGUUGCAGGCACGGCCAAAAGUGGAGGCAGAGCUACAUCCUAGGAUCAAGGCGGCAAUGUACUACCACCAGCAUCCAAGUUAUAAUUUCAAAGGCAUCAUCAAGGAGAUGUAUGAGACUGGUGGACUGUUGGCCUUCACGCAAGGUUCAAGCAUGACCAUUGCAAGGCAGUGCAUGAACAGCAUGGUAUGGUACAGCACGUAUUCAUCGUUGCAGCAGUUGAUCGAUCCUAACAGGGACUCUAUUACGGAGUUGGAAUUACUGGGGAUGGGAUUUGUGUCGUCAUUGGCAUUGGUGGGGGUCACGCAGCCGAUGGACGUAUUAAAGACCAGAAUGCAAACCAAGGAUUAUAGAGUACUGUAUAAAGACAUGAUGACAUGUGUUGCGUUGAUAUUCUUCAAAGAAGGUCCUGCAAAGCUAUGGGCAGGUGGUAUACCGAGGUUCAUCAAGGUGAGCUGUUCUUCGACUGUGACGCUCAUGACGUACCAGUGGGUAACCAAGAUGGUGAACAAGUUGUCUGAGAGCAAGCCAUUCUCUGCAUGA